Messenger RNA from Bombina bombina (fire-bellied toad), 1151 nucleotides. It is a transcript of the gene RHO, whose product is annotated as rhodopsin. Gene Ontology annotation, cellular component: photoreceptor outer segment; membrane. The coding region runs from base 1 to 1065 and encodes 354 amino acids. Gene Ontology annotation, molecular function: G protein-coupled receptor activity. The transcript has 5 exons. Gene Ontology annotation, biological process: visual perception; G protein-coupled receptor signaling pathway; phototransduction. The record is from RefSeq and is a predicted model, not a curated record. Lineage: Eukaryota; Metazoa; Chordata; Amphibia; Anura; Bombinatoridae.
AUGAAUGGAACAGAAGGUCCCAAUUUUUAUAUUCCCAUGUCCAACAAAACUGGGGUGGUACGAAGUCCCUUUGAAUAUCCCCAGUACUACUUGGCAGAACCAUGGAAAUAUUCUGUCUUGGCAGCUUAUAUGUUCCUACUCAUCCUCCUCGGCCUUCCAAUCAACUUUAUGACCCUGUAUGUCACUAUCCAGCACAAGAAACUCAGAACACCCCUAAAUUAUAUCCUAUUGAACCUGGCAUUUGCCAAUCAUUUCAUGGUCCUGGGUGGGUUCACAAUUACCAUGUACAGCUCAAUGCAUGGAUACUUUGUCUUCGGAACAACUGGUUGCUUCGUUGAAGGCUUCUUCGCUACACUUGGUGGUGAAAUUGCUCUUUGGUCCCUAGUGGUUUUGGCCAUUGAGAGAUACGUGGUGGUCUGCAAGCCCAUGAGCAACUUCCGAUUUGGUGAGAACCAUGCUGUCAUGGGUGUGGCUUUCACCUGGAUCAUGGCUCUUACAUGUGCUGUUCCUCCACUUGUAGGAUGGUCCAGAUAUAUCCCUGAAGGAAUGCAGUGCUCAUGCGGAGUGGACUAUUACACACUGAAACCCGAGGUCAACAACGAAUCCUUUGUCAUCUACAUGUUUAUUGUGCACUUCACUAUUCCCUUGAUUGUCAUUUUCUUCUGCUAUGGCCGUCUGGUGUGCACUGUAAAAGAGGCUGCAGCUCAACAGCAGGAAUCAGCCACCACCCAGAAGGCUGAGAAAGAAGUGACCCGUAUGGUAAUUAUCAUGGUUGUUGCCUUCCUGAUUUGUUGGGUGCCCUAUGCCACUGUGGCAUUUUUCAUCUUCAGCAACCAGGGUUCUGAAUUUGGGCCUGUCUUCAUGACUGUUCCAGCUUUCUUUGCCAAGAGCUCUGCCAUCUACAACCCUGUAAUCUACAUUCUUCUGAACAAACAGUUCCGUAACUGCAUGGUCACCACACUUUGCUGUGGCAAGAAUCCAUUUGGUGAUGAUGAUGCCUCAUCCGCAGCCACCUCCAAAACAGAAGCCUCUUCUGUCUCCUCCAGCCAGGUUUCUCCAGCAUAAGAUGCUUGCCCUGGUUUGUCUAAGGGUCCACUGCCUCACACAGCUUCCACCACCCCAGUCCUGUCUCCUUGUUGCUGAAGCAACAU